CGUGCGCUGUGUGCCAUUUGCCAUUGAACCGAGAAGUCGCUCGCCCGACCGUCGUCCGCCUGCAAUUCAUCAGUUCCGCGCUAGCAGAGUCAUUUCCUGAGAAAAGUCGCCUUUUCCGCUGAUUGUGACACGAGUCGCCCACCAGCGAGACAGCGAACCGCCGAACUUUCCAUUUCCAGCCCCGACAGUGCUGCUGCUCGCUCCGACGUCCGGCCCGAGCCUAUCGCCGUCUCCGUCGCCAGUCGUUCGCCUCCGUCUCGCCGCCGUCGCCGAUUUCGCGAACGGCCCAACUCGUGUCUCGCACCUCGUCUCGAUCCGGUUUUUCGCGUGAGUCGCCGCCGAGUGGAGUAGAGUAGCUGCGGCCGCGAUCGUGACACAAAGUACAGUGCGGUGAGCCGUCGUUGUCGCCAGUUCCAGCGAGGAAAACGUGAAAUUCGCAGAACGCGAUCAGAAGUCGAAUAAGUCGCGAGAAGGUCGCCAAUUGGAGUGGAUUCGCGCCUACUGCCCGUUUUUCGUGUGGCUGCGGUUUUUGUUUCGCGGCGCUGUCGUGCGGACCUGAUUUUGGCCAGAGGCCCCUGGACUAAUUGCAAGCGAGACUCGCUCGUGCUUUCUUCGCCCCCAAAGACAAGGAGUUACUGCAAGCGACCAACAUGAGCUGGCAGGAUUACGUAGACAACCAGCUCUUGGCCUCACAGUGCGUUUCGAAAGCGGCCAUCGCUGGACACGACGGAAACAUCUGGGCCCAGUCGAAAGGAUUCGAGGUCACCAAAGAAGAACUUACCAAAUUGGUUCAGGGUUUCGAUAAACAAGAAUUACUAACAAGCGGUGGUGUUACAUUAGCCGGCCAAAGGUACAUUUAUUUAUCGGGAACGGAUCGUGUCAUACGUGCCAAACUGGGACGAAGUGGUGUACAUUGUAUGAAAACACAACAAGCCGUUAUAGUAUCAAUCUAUGAAGAUCCUGUUCAGCCACAGCAAGCAGCCUCUAUCGUUGAAAAACUUGGAGACUAUUUAAUUACUUGUGGAUACUAGAGUAAACAACUACUUCUACUUUUACUACUACUUGCGGCGUGUGUUGUGUCUACUUCUGCUCUACUGCUACCACGAUUUUUAAUUAUUACUUCUAUUUUUGUUUAUCUUCCCCUUUGUCAUCAAAUUAAAAACAAUAAAACAAUAAAUAAUAAAAUAGAGGAAUCAAUUGAAAUAAUACAACAAAAGAGAAAGCUGUAAAACAUCGUAUUAUAAAUAAAAUUAUAAUUUAAAUUACAUAAAAUGAGAAACAAAAACAAAAUAAAAUCAAUUUCUUAAAACUACGUUUUGUUUAGUUUCACCCUUAGUAUAUUCUCCCCCAAUCUUGCAAAUGUUUUUCGUCUCCACACCCCAACAUACUUCCUAAACGUAUAAACUUAUGGUUUAGUUUAUGAUUCUUUUAUA
This is a messenger RNA of Hermetia illucens (black soldier fly), 1433 nucleotides long. It is a transcript of the gene chic, whose product is annotated as profilin. The transcript has 4 exons. Gene Ontology annotation, molecular function: actin monomer binding. Gene Ontology annotation, cellular component: cell cortex. The record is from RefSeq and is a predicted model, not a curated record. NCBI's taxonomy places the organism in Eukaryota, Metazoa, Arthropoda, Insecta, Diptera, Stratiomyidae. The coding region runs from base 651 to 1031 and encodes 126 amino acids.